AUGUCGACGAAAAGACGAAAGGGAGACAAGAGACCAUCCGCGCUGUCCCGAGGCCGUCCGCCAACCCUGAGGAAGCCUGCAGCAUCACUCUCGGCAAAAGCGACCCGGACUUUGAUAAGAUCGCAUCAUCAGUUGCAGAAGGCGCACGCAAAGGCAGUCCGUGAUGGAGAUGCGGUCACAGCAGCGUCGAUCGAGGAACAGAUUGAGCAAAAAGGCGGGCUGAAAAGCUAUCAGCAAGCUAGCAUCACCGGACAGUCUUCUGAGCGCGGCGGCGACUCAUCAAAAGUCCUGAUGCAAUGGCUGAAUUCGGCAUCGAACCUUGGAAUUACUGGGAGUGGUACUCGCCCUGAAGCCAAGUACAAGAUGCUUGAGGUUGGCGCGCUGUCGCCUUCAAACGCUUGCUCCCGGUCUCCAUUGUUCUCCGUCACCCGGAUAGACCUACAUUCACAGCAUCCGGGCAUUCAGGAGCAGGACUUCAUGGAGCGGCCACUGCCUACCUCCGAGGAAGAGAGAUUCGAUGUCAUCUCUCUAUCACUUGUAGUGAACUACGUCCCAGACGCUGCUGGGCGCGGCGAGAUGCUUCGAAGGACAUGUCAGUUCCUCAAAGCCUCUGCUGAGGACACCGGCUCAGCUGCCGUAUUUCCGAGCCUCUUCCUGGUCCUUCCGGCAGCUUGCGUUACGAACUCGCGAUAUUUGGACGGGGAACGCUUGGGCGACAUUAUGAACACCCUCGGAUAUGCGCUACUUCAACGGAAACUGUCUACGAAGCUAGUGUACUAUCUCUGGAAGUAUAACAGCUCGGUUGAAGCACAGAGGCAGGCAUUCCCGAAGGUGGAAGUUCGCUCUGGAAAGGCUCGGAACAAUUUUUGCAUCGUCCUGCGCUGA
Molecule: messenger RNA, 885 nt
Organism: Coniosporium apollinis CBS 100218
Lineage: Eukaryota; Fungi; Ascomycota; Dothideomycetes
Exons: 1
Coding region: 1-885 (294 amino acids)
Cellular component (GO): nucleolus
Molecular function (GO): rRNA (adenine) methyltransferase activity
Source: RefSeq, a predicted model, not a curated record